AUGGAGUAUCUUCCUAGUCUUCAACAGGAGUUUGAUGAGUCGAAGCCUUCGCUCUUCGAACUCCUUGCUGAACAGCAGCUCUCUGGUCUACUUCCUCCAUCUAUCCGAUAUCUUCUUGCGGUUGCGACACACCGUCACCCUCGAUACCUUCUCCGAAUUCUCAACUCUUACGACGAAAUCUAUGCGCUCCUCUCGCUCGUCGUCGAACGCUACUAUCUGCGCACAUUCGGCGGCUCUUUCACUGAAAACUUCUACUCCCUCAAACGCGAGCGUGUUCUUCGCACGAAAGAUGGCGAGAUUCCACGUGCUCAGAUUGGUGCUAGUGUUCCCGUGCGCGACGCCCUCAAACUGCGCUCAACAGACGUGUGGAAGAACCUUCUCGUCAUGGUUAGCAUCCCGUACCUGAAGCGUAAGUUAGACGAAGGAUAUGACAUCCACGCGGCACCACAGGCAUCCUUGGUCAUGGGCGGCGGGCCGCGAUAUAACCCCAGUGACGACCUCCCGCACAAUCCAUCCAUACGCCAACGAAUAUUCCACUACUAUAAGUGGUUCCUACGCAAUAUAUACCCAUCCGUGAACGCGGCGUUCUAUUUUUCAGUUUUAGCAUUCAAUCUCGCCUACCUUUUCGAUAAUACCAAAUACUCUUCUCCUUUCCUUUGGCUCAUCAAGACGCGCAUUCGCCGCCUUGGCGCCGCUGACCAUCGCGCCAUUGCGGCUGUCCUGAAUUCUAAACCCACUAUUGGUGGUAGACCGUCUCAGCGACCAGGCUCGGGACUUUUAGGUCUACUCAGUCCUCAAAACCUUAAUCGCCAGCUUCUAACACCACUUCGCUACUUCCUCCCCGCAUCUAUCUUUGCUUUGAAAUUUUUAGAGUGGUGGCAUGCAAGUGACUUCUCGCGCCAAUUGACCCGUAAAUCAACCGAAGUUCUCGAUCUGCCUGCCCCCGUUGUUUCCGGCCUGACAAAUCCAGCUGAAAGGCGCAAGUCAAGCCAAGACGAGAAGGAGACGAAAACAACAACGGACCUCAAAUCUGCACUUAAACCCUCUCGCCGCAACCAACCUCCCAUAUCCGCUAUCUCAUAUCUUCCUAUUUUUACUGUCCCCUUGCCACCAGCAGAUACAUCAAGCGCAAAUAUGUGUCCUGUUUGUUUGAAUACACUUGUCAAUCCGACAGCGUGCCAGACAGGAUACGUAUUCUGCUAUGUAUGUAUCUUCCACUGGCUCAAUGGCGAACAUCAGCGGCAGCUAGAUUUUAUGGAUGGAGAUGCUGCCGGUGCACCUUGGGAAGAGGAGAUCGCUGGUGAUGACGAAGAAAUGGAGCGAACAGAUAGUAAUGCAGAAGACAAAAAGUCACACAAACGUGGCGGUAAAUGGGAAAGUGGAAAGGGCAGAUGUCCUGUCACUGGACGGAGAGUCCUCGGUGGAACGGAAGGCUUACGGCGUGUCCUGGUCUGA
Molecule: messenger RNA, 1455 nt
Organism: Penicillium taxi
Lineage: Eukaryota; Fungi; Ascomycota; Eurotiomycetes; Eurotiales; Aspergillaceae
Gene: pex12
Product: ubiquitin-protein ligase peroxin 12
Exons: 2
Coding region: 1-1455 (484 amino acids)
Biological process (GO): protein monoubiquitination; protein import into peroxisome matrix
Cellular component (GO): peroxisomal importomer complex; peroxisomal membrane
Molecular function (GO): ubiquitin-protein transferase activity; protein binding; zinc ion binding
Source: RefSeq, a predicted model, not a curated record